Molecule: messenger RNA, 1812 nt
Organism: Limanda limanda (common dab)
Lineage: Eukaryota; Metazoa; Chordata; Actinopteri; Pleuronectiformes; Pleuronectidae
Gene: card9
Product: caspase recruitment domain family, member 9
Exons: 13
Coding region: 84-1649 (521 amino acids)
Biological process (GO): regulation of apoptotic process; positive regulation of canonical NF-kappaB signal transduction
Source: RefSeq, a predicted model, not a curated record
UGUGUGCUAGUGUGUAGUCAUCGCGUAGUGUGUACAUCGCACUAGUGAAUACUCAUAUUACUGUAGUAAUCUGAUUACUCAUCAUGGACUCAGUGAGCGAGGACGACUUCUGCUGGCUACAGCUGGACGAUCACAGGAUGUUGCUCAUCAAAACAAUCGAACCUUCAAGAAUCACCCCGUACCUCCGACAGUGUCAGGUCAUCUGUGCUGAGGAUGAGGAGCAGCUUUUCAAUGAUCCCGCCCUCGUCAUCAGGAGGAGAAAAGUUGGAGCCCUGCUGGACAUCCUCCAGAGGACAGGGGUCAAAGGUUACACAGCCUUCCUGGAGAGUCUGGAACUGGAUUAUCCUCAACUGUACAGUCGCAUCACUGGGAAGGAGCCGAACAAGACCUUCAGCAUCCUCAUCGACACAGCAGGAGAAUCUGGUCUGACUCAAUUCUUGAUGUCGGAGCUCAGCCGCCUGCAGAGGGCGCUGCAGGAAGAGAGGAGACGCCGCCAAAUGGCUUGCUCUGUCGCAAAGGAACAGGAGGCGUGGUCUCAGCAGCAGCAGCUGCGGGAGCAGGAGCUGAGGAAGCUGACUGAGCGCGUGCAGAAGGUUCGUGAAGAGCGCGAGCGGCUGAGCGACGAGCUGAAGCAGCUCCGAGAUCACAACUACAGUCUGAUGGCCGACAUCAACACGCUGAACCAGGAGAGGAGCAACGCCCUGCUGGCCAACAGAGACCUGCAGAUAGAGGUGGAGCGUCUGAAAAACUCCGUGCUGCAAGCUGAAGGUCAGACUCGACUGCUGAGACGCCGAACACUGAGGCCACUGCAGGAGAGCAGGAGUCUGGCUCUGGCCUCGGAGACGUUCUUCCAUCCAAACAGAGGGGAGGAGAAGAGGGAGGAGAGUAAAGAGGAGAAGAAAACCACGGACAAGAAGGAGGAGAAGGAAGGAGUUCCUCCUCCUCAGAUGAACCUGGUCACGACAGUGAUGAGACUGAGACGAGAUCUCCACAGAGCAGAGGACCAGCGCUCUCGGAGUCUGGAAGAGAAGGAGGAGCUGGAGCUGUGCUGCACUCAGCUGAAGGGAGACACCCGGAUGUACCGUCAACGAAACAAGCAAACCCUCCGACAGCUGGAGGAGGUGGUCCGAGAGAGGGACAAGGCGCUGUCGUCGUGGGCGGAGCAACAGGAGGAGGUGCGGCUGCUCCUGCAGGAGAAGGAUCGGUGCAGGGAGCAGGUCAGACAACUCACCGAGCAAUCUGAUAGGCUGGAGAUCCUCCUGCUGAGGUCACAGGGGGAGGAGCUACAACGGAGCACAUGCCUCCUGCAGUGGGAGAGGAGUGGGAGCAGUGAUGAAGAUGAGGAACCGACAGAUACGAAAGUAGAAGGAAGCAGUGAGGAGGUUCCCAGUGGGACGUUGCAGGAGACUGAGGAGGCAUCAGCUCUGCAGCAGAACAGUUCUCCUGCAGGAGGCGCUGCAGAGUCUGAACUUAAGACCAUCACUACUGCAUCAUGGGAGAAGCAGACAGACGACUGUCUCACCUUCAGGACUCGUCCCAACUUCUUCUAUCGCAGGAAGCGAGCACUAAGGUCAAAAGUCAUCUGUAAGACGUAUGCAGCCAGUAACCUUGACGAUAGCAGCAGCAGUGACAUCACCGAGUGGGACUGAGCUCACCUGGGAUCACAUGAUCAAAUCUGAGCAUCACUGAGGAUGAAGAUGAUGUCAGAAUAUUGAUCAGAUUAUUGACAAUUGGUUUCGUAGUAAAAGUGUCUAAUCACAUCAGUUAUAAUAAUUAUAAUGAUAAUAAAUCAAUAAAGUAUUUACUGACAAA